Naegleria fowleri is the source of this 912-nucleotide messenger RNA. RefSeq lists its product as uncharacterized. The record is from RefSeq and is a predicted model, not a curated record. The transcript has a single exon. Bases 1 to 912 code for a protein of 303 amino acids. Lineage: Eukaryota; Heterolobosea; Eutetramitea; Acrasida; Naegleriidae.
AUGUCUGAACAAUCCUCGCGAAAAGUAAUGAACAAAAAGAAGAGAAAAACAAGUUCCGAAGAAGAAGAAGAAUUGGCAUCAACAACCUCUGAAGUAGAUGAAUCUGAAAUGAAAACAACAAUAGAAAAAACAUCAGCAAAAACACCAGCAGCAUCAGCACAGAAGGAACCUCAUGUGAUGGGAGAAGGUGAUGAUGAUGAUGAUGGCAUGAACACGAUGGACUUUCCAGAAGAGGAUUUUCUCAAGGAAAUUGAAGCACAAUUUGAAAUGGUUUCGGAAAUGAAUGCAUCAUCCUCUUUGGCCAAAUCAAAGAAAAUCCCAAUCACGGAAGAAAAAGUUCCAGAGAAGGACGACGAUUUAAUCAUUUCAUCUGAAAAUUCACAGAAAUAUCAAAAAGUUCCAGUUUCAUUCCGAGUGAAUAUUGUGAGAAAGUUUUUAAAGAUUGUUAUAAUUUUGCACAAAAUACCAGAAAUGUUUGUGAGAAUUGAUGUCGAAGAUGGAGAAUUCACAGUCGAUACAUUGGGAUAUACUAAAAAGUUGUGGAUUCAACGAAAGUAUCCAGGUCUCAUUAAAGUGAAUAAGGAGAAGGCAAAUGCACAAUUUUUGAAGAAUGGCAUUAUUUUGGUCACGUUACCAAUUGCCUCCAUUCCAAAGCAAACCUUUGAACAUCAUAUUGAACUCAUUAAGAAAAAACAAGAAUCAAAGAAGAUUAAAUUCCCGCAACCCAUUAAACAGAGCAUUUUGAGGAAUGCAGCAAUUAUGGAAAAGAAGAGAAAGAGAAGAGAGAAACAAAAGGAAAAGAAACAAUUCAUGGAUAAUGCAAUGGAUUUAAAGAAACCUAAAAAGAAGAAGAAGAAGGCCACUCAGGCGUCUACUACAGAAUCUGCGGAGCAAACUGUGAGUAAUGAAUAA